This is a messenger RNA of Triticum turgidum subsp. durum (durum wheat), 519 nucleotides long. NCBI's taxonomy places the organism in Eukaryota, Viridiplantae, Streptophyta, Magnoliopsida, Poales, Poaceae. The record is from the annotation of a GenBank genome assembly.
AUGGUUUAUUCGAGAGACGCUGUGCUGGUUGGGAAUUGCCUUUACUGGAAGCUUGCUGGGAACUUGAUUGGUAUCCUCAAGUUUGAUUUGGAGAGGCAGAGCCUAGCUGUGAUACGGGUGCCAGUGGAUUUGCUUGGCGAGGGUAACUCCUUCACGGUUAUGAGGGCCGAGGGUGGUGGGCUGGGUUUCCUCUUUGUGCCGUACUCAGACUGCAAUGCUCAGUUAUGGAAGAGGAAUAUCGAUUGCGAUGGUAUUGCUUCAUGGGUGCUUGCACGAACUAUUGAACUGGACAAGCUACUUUCUGUGGGAUGGCCCUAUAUGAUGCUUGGGUUUGCUGAGCAGAAUAAUGUGGUGUUUUAUUGGACAGUUAAUGGCGUCUUAAUGGUCGAGCUUGAGUCAUUGAAGUUCAAGAAGCUUUUUGAAACCAUGACUUUGUCGUACUAUCAUCCAUUCGAAAGUGUCUACAGUGGAGGUAAUAGUCUGGCUUACUUCCUAAAAAAAAGUCUGUUUUUUUGCUAG